Microcebus murinus (gray mouse lemur) is the source of this 6224-nucleotide messenger RNA. RefSeq names its product apoptosis antagonizing transcription factor (gene AATF). The record is from RefSeq and is a predicted model, not a curated record. Gene Ontology annotation, biological process: regulation of transcription by RNA polymerase II. NCBI's taxonomy places the organism in Eukaryota, Metazoa, Chordata, Mammalia, Primates, Cheirogaleidae. Gene Ontology annotation, cellular component: nucleus; nucleolus.
GCCUCCCGGAAGUUGCCGGCCCGGAGCAGAACGCCGGCUUCCUCGCGGUCCCCGGCUGCGUUGCGAGUUGGUGUCGGGGCUAGUGCACCCAGCCGGGAGAGAGCGUCCGGGCCAGGGCUUGAGGAGCACAUUCACGCGCGCAGCGCGGACUGAGACCUGGCGACGAUGGCGGGGCCGCAGCCCCUGGCUCUGCAGCUGGAACAGUUGUUGAACCCACGACCGCGCGAGGCGGAUCCCGAGGCCGACCCGGAGGAGGCCACUGCUGCCAGAGUGAUUGACAGAUUUGAUGAAGGGGAAGAUGGGGAAGGUGAUUUCCUGGCAGUGGGUAGCAUUAGAAAAUUGGCUUCAGCUUCCCUCUUGGACACAGAUAAAAGGUAUUCUGGCAAGACCACCUCUAGAAAAGCUUGGAAGGCAGACCAUUGGGAGCAGACUCUGCCAGGUUCAUCUGAGAAGGAAAUAUCUGACGAGGAAGAGUCUGGAGAUGGAGAUUCAGAGGGCCUGUGUCCGGAGGAAUCUGACGAGGAUGACCUGAGUGCUGCUGAGGAACAGGAGAGUGGUGACGAUGGUGAGAGCAGUCUGGCCUGGAGGAAGAAGAGCAGAAGCUGCUCUGCGAAAACACAAGGCUUCAGUGUCCAGAGUAUUAGUGACUUUGAGAAAUUUACUGAGGGAAUGGAUGACCUUGGGAGCAGUGAGGAGGAAGAAGACGAAGAGGAGGAGAGUGGCAUGGAAGAAGGGGACAGUGAGGAAGACUUGGAAGGUGAGAGUGAGGAAGACAGAGCUGGUGGAGACAAGAGCAGUGAAGACGAUGGUGUAGUAAUGACCUUCUCCAGUGUCAAGGUUUCUGAGGAAGUGGAGAAAGGAAGAGCUGUGAAGAACCAGAUAGCACUGUGGGACCAGCUCUUGGAAGGAAGGAUCAAACUACAAAAAGCUCUGUUGACCACCAACCAACUUCCUCAACCAGAUGUUUUCCCAGUUUUCAAGGACAGAGGUGGCCCAGAAUUUGCCAGUGCCCUAAAAAAUAGUCACAAGGCACUUAAAGCAUUGUUGAGGUCAUUGGUAGAUCUUCAGGAAGAGUUGCUUUUCCAGUAUCCAGACACUAGAUAUCUAGUAGAUGGGACAAAGCUGCCCAAAGCAGGAAGUGAAGAGAUUUCUAGUGAGGAUGAUGAGCCAGUAGAAGAGAAGCAGCGGCAGAGAAGGGUCCUGCGAAAGAGGAAGCUGGAGAUGGAUGAAUACCCGAGCUUCAUGGCAAAGCGUUUUGCUGACUUUACAGCCUACAGGAACCGCACACUUCAGAAGUGGCAUGAUAAAACCAAGCUGGCUUCUGGGAAACUGGGGAAGGGUUUUGGUGCCUUUGAACGCUCAAUCUUGACUCAGAUUGAUCAUAUUCUAAUGGACAAAGAAAGAUUACUUCGAAGGACACAGACCAAACGCUCUAUCUACCGAGUUCUUGGCAAACCUGAACCAGCAGCCCAGCCUGUCCCAGAAAGCUUGCCAGGAGAACCGGAGGUCCUUCCUCAAGCCCCUGCCAAUGCUCAUCUGAAGGACUUGGAUGAAGAAAUCUUUGAUGAUGAUGACUUUUACCACCAGAAGAGUAGAGAACUCUGUUUUGUUCUGGAGUGUCUAAGGAAGUACCUGAUGUGGGAUAUUAAUGCUGUAUAAUUGUGUGAGAUCAUGGGAGACAAUCAAAAAUGUUCCAGUCCUCAUUAACUGAAGUGUACAUUGUUCGAUGGAAAGUGUAUCAUAAAUUAAAUAUGCUUAAUAAAAUAAACUGAAAUUACUGGGAAGAAGUUAUUUCUAUUGGCAAUCCUUAGUCUGAAAGAUUUUUUUUUUUCUUUUUUUUGCCUGGAGCUCUGUUUAAAAAGAAAUAGCCAUACUUGAUUGGCCCUUCAUCCCAAUUAAUAAUUUUAACUUCGAUAAAUUCUGAUUUCAGAGUUAUGACUAGUCACAUCUUAGCUUUUCCCCUUGCUGGUUAAUUGGGGUGCUGGGGUUAAUCUAAAUUAAAACUUAAACUAAUAGAGGUCAGCAAGGCAGCUGAAACACCUGAGUGAAACAAAUGGGGCUGCCAGGCGCAACUUUAUUUUGGCUGUUUCCCAAGAGGGAAGUGGCAGCAAAUUGGAGUUGUUUCAGCCUUCUGUAAAGGUGAAUGAUGGGUGACACUUGUUAAUGUACAGCAUCUCCGGAAGCAUUCCAGAUUGCUUUGCUGCUGUACCAACUGCUGCCAUCCAUGCACAGUCAGUAGGAACUGGACCAGUUGCCAACAUCUGGCAGCACAGCAAGGAAUGGGUGCAAGUCCUGAAACCCCGCAGAUUCUAAAUAUGGUGCUUAGAACUGUGCAGGCUUUAAUCAUUUACCCCUCUUUGGCAGCAGGCUACGACAGCUUAUCCUAGCCUCGUACAUCACAUCCCGACAUCUGCUGAGCUGCAAGGCAGCUGCACAUUCAUUUUCUUUUCUUGCCUUUUCUCUUUGCUUCCUAUUCCCCUUCUUCUUCCUACUCCCCGCUCCCUUCAGCUUUCCUUCCCCUCCCCAAUAUACUUCUUGGGAGAGAUGAUCUGUAAAGAUUACUGCUUCAUUGUGUGCAAGUAAUUGUGGUGAUGCCAGGCCCUUGACAGACACAAGGUAGCACCUGUUCUGCUGACCUGGUUAAUUUCUUCUGUUGAGUGGGAUUUGCCAGAGAUUGGAGCUGAAGCCAAUUCAAUGAUAAGGCUAAAGAAAAUGGCUGUAUGUUUUCUGUCACCUCCCAAUUAAAUUGGCUUCAUAAAGUGCUUUCCUUUAUUUGUCAGGGUAGUAAGCCUGAGCUAAGUGUUGCAUUCAGAAGUGGUACAAUGUAUUACAAUGGGCCUGUGAGUUUUCAUUUAUGUUUUUUUUUUCCUUUUUAAUGUGGUCGUAUGGAAGAGCUGGGUGGUGAAUAUAAUAGAUUCCCCCCUCCACCUUUUUUUAAAACCAUACUUGAAGCCAGACUCUUUGGGUCCCAUGUUUUGUAAGGAAGAGAUUAUAGCCACAUUGAAUUUUAAUGUUUGAUUGUAAGGGUUUAAAGGCUUACUUGGUUAAUUCAGGUGUCUCCAGGCUGUGUAAAUGCCCUAAAUACUGGGAAUGAUAUGUGGGGUCAGAACACUACCCCCCACACACAUACACUAAUUCUCACUCUCAUUCUUUGUUUCUUAAUGUGUCUUAAGUUACUAUAACUUUGUGUUAUUUAAUAAAGGUACAUGUAUGUAUGUAUGUAUAUGUAUGUGUGUGUAUACAUACAUAUGUAUGGGGACAUUGAAGACUCUAUCAGAUAUCAUAAAUAAUUUCAUCAUUUUUAGAGCAGAAAAGAACCUUAUGAGAAAUUAAGUACCUCAGAAGUUAGGUAAUUUCAUGAAAGUCAUAUGGUAAAUGGCACCACUGAUAUUUGAUCUCAAGACCUCUUAGACAAAGCCUUGUUCUUUCCAUACCUUUAUUUCUUAAAUAUUUCAUUUUUGAGCCAUAAAAAGAUUUCACUAUACAGUUUUCAGUUUGUAAAUAAAUAAGCUUCAUUUUCUUAGAACCAAAAUAAAUAUUAUGUGUUAAAAAGUAAUAUUUUUUCCUUAGAAGGCAAAUGAUUUAUUGAACUCCUGUUACUUAACAAUUCUAAUGAAAAAAUUAACUUUAUAGUUUUGUUACUGGUUUGUUUGGAAACUGAAAUUGAUGAAAGCUUGAAGUAUAGACAGUGGUGGAGGUUUUAUGCUACAGAAAAGCAUUGCAGGGUUUUACUUCCAAAUGGAAUUAGUUUGCAUUUGGCCUAUAUCUUGUCAAAGCUCAUUCAUUCCUAAAGACAAUUUUCACAAAACAUGAAGGUUGUACAUGACCAUGAAGGAUGAGCCAUUUAAAAAUGUUUUCAGUAUCUGUUUUUCAUUUUCAUGAUCCUAUCUGCUACUUUAUAACAUUAAGUUCUUUUAAGAUGUGUUGUCUGUAUUACCAUUUAAGGUUUUUCUUUUGUUUUGCUUUUUUAAGCCAUCAGUUGAUCUUUGACUUAAUAAGCUUUCGUUCUUAAAGAACUGGGGAAGGACCAACAUUUGCUGGAUGCGAGUAAACGUGCCAGCUCCUGGACUAAGUUGAUAGGUGCUUGACAUACAUCUGUAUUUAAUCCUCACAAGAUCCUCACAAGUGAUGUGACUGCACUUAGCAAUAGGCUAUAUAAAGUGACUGGUUUUAUUCUUUUCAUAUCCCAGACCUCAAACUAGUUUCUUGUCACUUCAUGGAAUAUAUUGUUCUGAAAGGACUAAUUGAGCUUAGAUGUUGACGGAUCAAUACCUGGAUUUCUAAAGGUUUAUUAGGAUUUUGUAUGUUGCUUCUAGUUCUGUUUAGUUUUGAUCUGGUUUGUUCUGUCACUUUGAAUCUAGCCAGGAGUGUAUAGAGAAAGGCGUAAUAGGUUUUGCUCUUUUGAUGACCACUUUGAUGGGUUAAAUUUCUCCUUUCAUUUGCCAUCAGGACAUGUCUAUAACUGACCUUGCCACAUGCUGGACUUUUGUAUCUAAGACAGUUGAUAAUGCCAUAAGCAAGUAAUUACUAAUUCAGUGAACUAUUAAAAGUUGAUAAUGUUGAGAAAUAGAGAAGAGGCAAGCUAUCUGACAAGAUGGUUUACUUUAAUUAAGUUGUUGAGUGAUUAAUAUGGACGGUUGAUGUGGUGGCUUUAAUCAUAUACAUUUAGAUCUUAGUGUAAAUAAGAAGGGAUGCCUCAAGCUACCCUAUGUUAAUGGCAAUACAAUAUUCUUUCUGUUGGCAUAUAUCUUUCCAGUGGUUCAGUUGAUGGUUAAUAACAUGUUUUAAAGUUUGAUUUGAACUUACUGUUAUUAACGAGUUAUUGGAAAAUAGAUGUCUUCUGUUCAGUGUAGUAUUUUGUUCUUAGUUUUGCUUUCAAAUUGUUGCUGUUAUUUGAGAUCUGGAUAGUGUUUCUUAAAAGGUUGAUGAAACUUAAUACACAUAGACCUUUAUGGUGACUUUAGAGAGAACAUAUGUACGAAGUGCAUAAACUUUAAAAUUGAAAUUAUGAUUGAAGCUAUUGCCUGAAAUACUCAGUUCAUUUUGGGGGGGUCAUAGUAAUGGUGUUUAAAAAAAACCCAAACCAAAUGUCCAAUUAAAUUCCAGUUUUAAUAACUACAAGAUUAUUUUGUGUACCAUGUGUAAAGAUUUUAUUUGAGCUACAUGGUGGUUUCUCUGCUGCCUUCUUAAGACACUUUUUGUUGGCAGUGCUACAGUUAUAUACUUGUCAGUGUUUAGACCCAAACAUGGCAUCAGUAUUGGCAUUUGAUUGCUAGCUUGGGCUCACAAUUGUGGAGGCUACACAGAACAGGAGGCCAAACGCCACAUUUUAUAAUAAAUACAAGCUCCAGACAUUUUUAUCAAACAAUAGCGUCAGGCUAAGGCGCACAUGAUGGACCCUAAAUUCUUGGGUUUCCUUGCUUUAAAUAUCAUUGGAACAUGAUGUUAGUACUACUACUUGAUUUAACAAAAGGUAAAACCUCAGCACAAAGCCUCAAAACAGUACCUUAUGUGGGGCUAUCUAGGAAAGAGAAAAAAAUUGGCUUAGAACCAUUGAAGAAACUUUCAGACACAAGUGGUACCCUGAGAGUUUAUUAGGCAAACGUGGCCAUAAUUGCCUCUUUUUUUUGUACUAAUAAGCCCAGUGUCAGCUGUCUGAGUGUUAAUUCAACAUAGGAUUCCAGCAGUAUUUCAGUAGCCCCAAGUGAAGAAUUUUGCACUCCUCAAGAAAUGGGGAGCACUACCUCUUCACUAAAGUAGGCGUGAUGUCUUGAUAUUAGAUCAUAUUUAAUGUAUUGUCCCUUUAAAGUAAUUUAUAGGGAAAAUGAUUUAGCAAGGGAAGGCGAAGUUAAUAGGCAUCUUCAAAAAUGUGUGUGCAUUGUGGAUCUAGAAUAGAACAUAACUGUUUUAGAGUUGGAUAAUAUCUUUGGCACCAUCAAGUCCAAACUGUCUUUUCACAAGUGAGGAAAUUGGAGCCUAGAGGAAGUACAUGACUGGUAUAAGAUCACCCCACUUAGCGAGUUAGGACAUUGAAACUCAAGUAUUCUUGCUUCCAGUUUGAUUUUCUUUCUAGCAUAUUAUACUUACUGCCUUUUGAUUGGUCAAGUUUGAAAAUCCAUUUGAGAAUUUCCUUUUCAAAUCUAUAUCUGUUUAGGGAAUUUUGGAGAUCUAGUGCCUAUAUCUAUUUAUGCUCUGACAAUUCAUAUGUAUCACUUUCAUGCAAU